AUGGAUCCAAUUGAUCCCAACGAACCGCCCUCUGGGCUUGACCAGCCUGCUUUCGACUCCCAGGCCUUUUUCAAUGGCCUUGCCAACCUUGACGCCGAGGGACCUUUCAAUGGUUCCAAUGACUUCAACUAUGAAGUCCCCGAACUCUUGGGCAGCUUUGACGAGUACUAUGCCAGUAUUGAUCUUGACGCGCUUGACCAGUCUGGUUUUGACCAGCCCAGGUUAACCACACCUAUCAACCCCUCUGUCCGAGCAGUAUCCAACAAUCUCCCCGCCCAUGCACCAUACAGUCAGAUGACCUACGACCCCUUGAUUGGGAUUGCAUACACCCCGGUAGACACUGAAGCCGACAAGAUCCGAAAGUGGGAGAACCUCAUUGCCCAUGCCAAUUUGGCCAGCGCUGGAGUGCCACCCUCUGCUCCUCAGUCCAUUGAGGAAGAGCUGGUUGAACAAAACCCUCCGGCUGUGGACUCGCCCAACUCCCUAUUUGAGUCUCCUCGCUCCCCGUCUGUUGACGCCCUUGGGACUCCCAGCACCACUCCGUCGACUCCCUCUCCUCCUCAACCUCCUGCGGCUACAAUGGCAUCUUCGAACCCCGCGAAGAAUUUGACUGCAAGCACCAUUCCUCGCACCGUGCACCUUCCGCGAGCGUUGACGAGCCACAAGGGCUAUGCUCAGCACGUUUCACCAUUUGCCCCCGUUGCAACAAUCUCCCCUCCUGUUCACUCCGCCCCAAAUUCUCGCGAGCUUGAGAACGCCCGGUCCCGCAUCCAGAUCCUGUCCAGGGAGCGAAACUACUAUCAACGUUGUUUACGAAAGGCAACUGCUAUUGACCCUAAGACAGGCAAGACAAGCCUCCAGCUUCUACAGGCGGAGAAUGCGGCCCUUCGCCGGGUCAAUGCCAAACAGGUCAAGGAGAAUGAGAGUCUCAAGCGGGAGAUUGAAGGGACUCGGAAGUCAUACGCCUCCCUGGUUGACAACUACAAUAGUAACAUCAAGCAGCUGCACCGAGCACAGUUUGAGCUUCGACAGCUAGGGAAGUAG
Molecule: messenger RNA, 1044 nt
Organism: Penicillium expansum
Lineage: Eukaryota; Fungi; Ascomycota; Eurotiomycetes; Eurotiales; Aspergillaceae
Exons: 2
Coding region: 1-1044 (347 amino acids)
Source: RefSeq, a predicted model, not a curated record